AUGUCGAACCACACAACUACCUAUCCCCCGUCGAAGACAGACGAUACAGAGCAUGAACACAAUCAUGUUCGCUCAGGCCUUGAAGAAUAUGAACGUAGCUUGGAGGGGAGGCCACCUUGGAUGCUGACAACCACUGAGCUGAAGUUGCUCGGGAUAGCCGGGAUUGGAUUCUUUCUUGAUGCCUACGAUCUUUUCAUUAUCAACCCUGUCGCGACAAUGCUACAGUAUCGGCUAUACGGCGGAAAUUCCCUUCCUGCAAACCUUGAGGGUUUUGUCAAGGCCAGUGCGAACAUUGGAAGUGUCAUUGGCCAAUUUCUAUUCGGAUAUCUAGCCGAUGCGCUCGGACGCCGUCGUGUCUAUGGCAAGGAGCUCAUGCUCAUUAUCAUUGCAACCAUACUCUGCCUCACAACUCCGACCGGUUCUAUUUCUCCAAAUAGCUCUCUGAUAUAUCUUGGAAUGUUCCGGAUACUGCUUGGUGUCGGUGUGGGUGGUGACUAUCCUAUGAGUGCGACUGUUACUAGCGACCGUGCUGUGAUUCGGAGGCGAGGAGCGAUGCUAUCUUAUAUUUUCGCGAAUCAAGGAUGGGGUAGCUUCGUUGGUAGCAUUGUCACCAUGAUCGUGCUCCAGUGCUAUAAGAAUGUGAUGCAAGCAGGAAAGACAAGCAAGGUCGACGGCGUUUGGCGGAUCGUCAUCGGACUGAGUUUGAUUCCAGCCUUUGCCACGCUUUACCAGCGCUUGACGCUUCCAGAAGCACGGAGGUAUGAAGCAGCACGAAAGAUGGAGGAGGAAGAUGAUGAACUGAAACGCGAGAAAAGAGCCCAACGACGAGAAGACGAAGCACGUGAGAAGGCAGAGAAAGGUAUCGUAGCCGAUGACAAAAUCGUUCAUGCAAACGGAAGCACAACGGGGAGCGGUUCAUCCACACCGACAGACCCUUCGUCACCCCAGGCCAGCCCGAAAAAAGAGACACAUACCCCGGAACAAAUCAUUGAGGAGGAGCAAGGUGUUGGCACUCGCGAGCUCACGAGACGAAAGAAGUCGCAUUUCAUAGAGUUCCUCGAGUAUUUCUGCGAAUGGCGUCAUGCGAAGAUUUUGAUUGGGACUUCCAUGUGCUGGUUUCUACUUGAUAUCGCGUUCUAUGGUAUCAAUCUUAACCAAAACGUUGUUCUUGAGCAGAUUGGGUUCGACGGUAAUGAGGGCACACCGUGGGAAAAGCUGUUCAAGAUUGCGACUGGAAACCUCAUCAUAACUGCUCUUGGAUUUGUGCCAGGCUAUUACGUAACCGUCUUCACUAUCGAAUACCUCGGCCGCAAGUGGAUCCAAAUACAAGGGUUCCUCUUGUGUGCACUCUUUUUAGGCAUCCUUGCCGGGAAGUUCACGACGCUAGGCACCGUGCCGUUCAUAGUGUGCUUCGCUCUAUUGCAGUUUUUCUUCAACUUUGGGCCGAACACGACAACAUACUGUUAUCCAGCGGAGGUCUUCCCUACCCGCUUCAAAGCAUUUGCACAUGGGUUAAGCGCUGCAUCUGGAAAGGCAGGCGCAAUCAUAUCAGCGCUAGCGUUCAACACGCUUUCCAAGAAAAUUGGGACGCCAGCUGUGUUGUGGAUCUUUUUCGCGUGUUGCAUUGCUGGUGCCUUUUUCACCUUGUUGUUACCCGAGGUAAAAGGUAGAGAUGCAGAUGUAGUCGAAGCUGAGGAGCUUCGCGCUGCUCGCGAGCAGAAGAGGGUAGCAUAGGCGCCACAUCCUCACAAUCCUUGUCCGAUUCAAUUCCGCAUGAGACACGGAAUUGUGUUUCAGUGGAGACAGAGACACAAGUUUCUCUAUACUGGUACUUCCACGUAUACCAGCCCCGAAAUUCAUGGAAGGGAAUAAAACGCUAUGAUAUUUAACGCAGACGUGGGGUUCGAUCUUGUACGAUUUAGGAGUAAUAUUAAUAUUUUGAGAUGCCA
Messenger RNA from Fomitiporia mediterranea MF3/22, 1949 nucleotides. RefSeq names its product phosphate transporter. The transcript is spliced from 8 exons. Gene Ontology annotation, cellular component: membrane. The record is from RefSeq and is a predicted model, not a curated record. Gene Ontology annotation, molecular function: transmembrane transporter activity. Gene Ontology annotation, biological process: transmembrane transport. NCBI's taxonomy places the organism in Eukaryota, Fungi, Basidiomycota, Agaricomycetes, Hymenochaetales, Hymenochaetaceae. Bases 1 to 1734 code for a protein of 577 amino acids.